AGUACAGCGCAUGCGUAUUGCUCAUUAUUUUGAACCUUGUCGCUCUCCGUCAGCAUUUGAAGCAGGAAGGGACCUUUGAGCUCCGCUCCGAUCCUGACAGCAUACGCAGCCUGAGUACUGACUUCCUAACGGCAUGGAUAAGGAUAAUCUUUCAGUGGUGUUACAUUCAACAGGCGAUCUCAGACUGGAACAACGCCCAAUUCCGGAACCAGGACCAAAUGAGGUGCUCCUGCAGAUGCACUCUGUGGGGAUCUGCGGCUCGGACGUGCAUUACUGGCAGCACGGCCGAAUCGGUGACUAUGUGGUGAACAAACCAAUGGUGCUCGGGCACGAGGCCUCUGGCCGCGUUGUCAAGGUGGGAUCUGAAGUGAAGCACCUAAAACCAGGUGACAGGGUAGCCAUCGAACCCGGGGUGCCGCGUGAGAUUGAUGAAUUCUUCAAAACCGGACACUACAACCUGUGCCCGAGCCUGUUUUUCUGCGCGACGCCUCCUGACGAUGGCAGUUUGUGCCGAUACUACAAACACAACUCCAGCUUCUGCUACAAGUUGCCCGACAAUGUGACCUUUGAGGAAGGAGCGCUGGUCGAGCCUCUUUCUGUGGGCAUUCAUGCCUGCCGGAGGGGCGGGGUGACGCUGGGGAGCGCCGUGCUCAUCUGUGGGGCAGGACCCAUUGGACUUGUGAGUCUUCUGGCUGCAAAGGCCAUGGGGGCUGCCCAGGUGGUCAUCAGUGACCUGUCUGAGAAGCGGCUGGAGAUGGCGAAGGAGCUGGGAGCCGAUUUCUCAGUAACAGUUCAGAGGGAGGACUCUUCCCGUGACCUGGCCAAGAAGGUGGAGAGCCUGCUGGGGGAGCAGCCGCAUGUAGCUAUCGAGUGCACCGGGGUGGAGGCCAGCACCCAGAUGGCCAUUUACGCGACGCGUCCGGCUGGGGUGGUGGUCCUCGUGGGAAUGGGCGCAGAGACGGUGACAGUUCCGCUGCUUACUGCUACAUUUAAAGAGCUGGACAUUAGGGGGAUUUUCCGCUACUGCAACACGUGGCCUGUAGCCAUUGCUAUGCUGGCUUCCAAGAAGGUGAACGUGAAGCCGCUGGUGACCCACCGCUUCCCCCUGGAGCAGGCGGUGCAGGCCUUCGAGACCAGCCGGCAGGGCCUGGGCGUCAAAGUCAUGCUCAAGUGUGACAAGAGUGACCAGGACCCUUGAGGAGCAGAGAUCCAUCACUGGGCAGAGCAGAAGCCGCCACAGAACCUAAAUCCAUAUUCUCUCCACCGAAUCCUAAAUCAGCUGUUAAAAUCUGCAAGUAUCUUCCAUAUACAACGAAUGGAGAAGAUAAAAUUAUGCUUGCUUUGAAUUUUUAAAUAUUUUUCUACGAAAUAGAAAUACAAUGUAAAAAUGAAUCUGCCCAACAGGGGAAAAAAAGCAAAUCAAUAAAACAAAAUAAUUAACCUGAAGAA
Messenger RNA from Brienomyrus brachyistius, 1449 nucleotides. RefSeq names its product sorbitol dehydrogenase (gene sord). Bases 134 to 1198 code for a protein of 354 amino acids. The record is from RefSeq and is a predicted model, not a curated record. The transcript is spliced from 10 exons. Gene Ontology annotation, biological process: D-sorbitol catabolic process. Lineage: Eukaryota; Metazoa; Chordata; Actinopteri; Osteoglossiformes; Mormyridae. Gene Ontology annotation, molecular function: zinc ion binding; L-iditol 2-dehydrogenase (NAD+) activity.